AUUCAACGCUGUAAACAAAUUCUUUAUGAUAAAUUUGUUUCUCUAAAUUCCAAAACGAAUAAAUAUCUGAAACAAAAUCCAAAAAUAAAGAGAAAAAUACGCAACAACAUAUACAAAAUGGGUGACAACGGUGAACAUAAUGAACAAAAUAAUCAACCGCCAUCGGGGCAGUUACCACCACCACCAACUGGGCAAUUUAUUGCUCCUGGUGCCUUUCCUGGCUCAUUGACACCCGGUUGGAAUGAUCCGCCAUCAGUUUCGGCCGACAAUGCUAAUAGCCGUCGCCCACGGCUGGACUUGCGCAAACGUGUGCCGUUUCCUCUCGAUGGCAGCAGCAACGCAACCAUUACCACUAUCACUAAUAGAGGAAACGCACAUGAAGGUGGAGGCCCACCUGUAAAUGUACGUCCCGUGGCCAAAGUCUCGCCACAGCGUCUCGACAUGCCCGCUGACGUUGGCAACAACUCCAAUAAUGGAAACGAUAACAUUCCCCAGCCACGCCUGCAGUCGCGUGCUCCGGGCAACUCUGACAUGUCCAAGGUACCCGUGGCGAAGGUUCCGCCGCGUCAAAAGUAAGAUGCGGUUCUCGACUAUAGCAAGCAAUUUAUUAAGUUUAGCCAUUUGUGUAACAUAUUUAUGUGUAUUUUAUUUUAUUUGGCUAUUACGAUAGUUUUAUAUCGAUUAAAUAUAAAGCAUUUAAUGUAA
This is a messenger RNA of Scaptodrosophila lebanonensis, 705 nucleotides long. RefSeq lists its product as uncharacterized. NCBI's taxonomy places the organism in Eukaryota, Metazoa, Arthropoda, Insecta, Diptera, Drosophilidae. The record is from RefSeq and is a predicted model, not a curated record. Bases 118 to 576 code for a protein of 152 amino acids. The transcript is spliced from 2 exons.